Molecule: messenger RNA, 2495 nt
Organism: Camarhynchus parvulus
Lineage: Eukaryota; Metazoa; Chordata; Aves; Passeriformes; Thraupidae
Gene: GATA6
Product: GATA binding protein 6
Exons: 7
Coding region: 105-1649 (514 amino acids)
Biological process (GO): positive regulation of transcription by RNA polymerase II; cell fate commitment; negative regulation of transcription by RNA polymerase II
Cellular component (GO): nucleus
Molecular function (GO): zinc ion binding; DNA-binding transcription factor activity, RNA polymerase II-specific; RNA polymerase II cis-regulatory region sequence-specific DNA binding
Source: RefSeq, a predicted model, not a curated record
CGCCGCCGCCGCUCGCCCCCGCCGCACUGGAUUUACCGCCCGACGCGGCCCCUCGCCCCGGCCCCAUGCGGGCCACCGGCAUCAGCGGCUAGAAGGGGACCUGGAUGGCCGUGGCUGAAGGCGGCUGGUGCGCGGUGAAGCGGUGCGCUGCGGACGCCGGCGGUUCCUCCUGUCCCUUCGCGACCAGGGAGCUGCGCCCGUCUCCUCCUUCGCCUUCCUCCUCCUCCGGCUCCCAGGGUGCACGCGGAUCCUCCAAGACUCCUCGGCCGGAGACCGACGGCAGCCACCGGCCGCCCCCCGCCGCCGAGGGCAGGUCCCUGCUCGCCCCCUACGUGCACUUCGGGACCCCGCACCCCUCCGGCCGUGCCAGCUGGGAGGACAUCCUGCUCUUUGCGGACUUAGACCAAACCAACAAGCUGAUCUGGUCCAGCCGCGGCCCCAAGCUGAGCGCCCUCGGCGCCGAGCAGCCAGAGGAGAUGUAUCAGACCCUCGCCAUCUCGGCCGCCCAGGGCCCCACGCCUUACGACGGAUCUCCGGGCGGCUUCAUGCACUCCACGCCCAGCUCGCCCGUCUACGUGCCCACCACCCGCGUGGGCUCCAUGCUGCCCACGCUGCCGUACCUGCAGGGCAGCGGGGCGGCCCAGCCCAGCCACCCGGGCGGCGGCCACGCCGUCUGGUCCCAGCCGGCCGCGGAAAGCCCCUCGUACAGCAGCGGCGGCGGCUCCCACCCCUCGGGCCGCUUCCCCUACUCCCCGAGCCCGCCGGUGGCCAACGGGGCCUCCCGGGAGCCCGGCGCCUACAGCAACAGCCUGGGCGCCAGGGACCAGUACAGCCCCCUGGCCCGGCCGCUCAAUGGCUCCUACCCGGGCCCCUACACGUCCUACGUGGGGCCGCAGCUCGCCCCUGCCUGGCCCACGGCGCCCUUCGAGAACUCCAUGCUGCACUGCCUCCAGGGCCGGGCCGCCCCCAUCCCCGUCCGGGCACCCAGCGCAGAGCUGCUGGAGGACCUGUCCGAGAGCCGGGAGUGCGUCAACUGCGGCUCCAUCCAGACGCCGCUGUGGAGGAGGGACGGCACCGGCAACUACCUGUGCAACGCCUGCGGGCUCUACACCAAAAUGAACGGCCUCAGCCGGCCCCUCAUCAAGCCCCAAAAGAGAGUGCCUUCGUCGCGGCGGAUGGGCCUGUCCUGUGCCAACUGCCACACCACGACCACCACCCUGUGGCGCAGGAACGCCGAGGGCGAGCCCGUCUGCAACGCCUGCGGCCUCUACAUGAAGCUCCACGGGGUUCCUCGGCCUCUUGCUAUGAAAAAAGAAGGAAUUCAGACGAGGAAGCGAAAACCUAAGAAUAUAAACAAAUCAAAGGCAUGCUCCGGUAACAGUACUACUGCAGUUCCUAUGACUCCGACAUCCACGUCUUCUACUAACUCAGAUGACUGUAGCAAAACUGCUUCUCCCGGCGCACAGCCUGCAGCCUCUGGGGCGAGCUCGUCGGUGAUGUCUGGCCCCGGAGAGAGCACCAGUCCCGAGAGCAGCAGCCUUAAGUAUUCAGGUCAAGAUGGGCUGUACACAGGAGUCAGCCUGAGCUCCACGGCCGAAGUGACAGCAUCUGUGAGGCAGGAUCCCUGGUGUGCCCUGGCUCUGGCGUGACGUGGUGUGAGGGAAGCUGGAUCCUGGCAGCCCCCAGACAUCUGCGCGCAGUUUCCUCUGUGGAGCGAGCGGUCGCAGCGGCAGUGAGAGUGCUGGCAAAGACCAUUCCUCUGAAACAGUUUUUGAGCCUUGGUGGCAGAGGUGGUUUUCUACUUCCGAAAGAGGCUUUGCCAAAGCAUCCAGUUCCUCAUCUAUGCAAGAAAAAUGUAGAGAAAGCAAAUGACCACCGGGGAUAGCUAAUGCAGCCCUACACUCUCAAAAAACCCCUUCAAAGCCCCCCUCGAAAAAACCCUCAAAAAAAAACCAAAAAAAAGGAAAAGAAAAAACAAUAACAAAAAAGAAGAGAUAAACCCACACCUAUUGAUAGAUUCCAGAAAUACAUCCUCAACUUACCCAGCAGCGCUGCCUUUCUGAUUAUAUAGUUGUUUUCACUCUCUCAUUGCCUUUUCCCCUAAGAAUUUGGUGGAAGUUGUCAGUGUUGAGGAGGGAGUAGCAAAGACUUUAUUUACCAGAGAUAGUGAGAUACUUUUUAAUGAGUGUCAGAAGUGCUUACAGUUUGAGUUGACACAGACUUCUUGCACCGAAGAUUUGAUGUCUUCACCCCGUCAGACCUCUCCUUCCGUGCUCUCCAUCUUCAGCGUGCCUUGCUCUGCUCUUCAGAGCCCAGCUAUGUCCCUGGAAGAAAUCACAACGUUUGGUACAAGCCCCACAAGGUCCAGCUGGUUAAGGAGAUUUUGGGAUUGGUGUUUUUUGGUUUAAAAUAUUUACUCAGUUUUCAAGACUGCGAUAUAAGUUUUAAAGUACACUGUGACUGAGAUUUAUGAAAGUCCAUAUUUCCUGGCUGAA